Molecule: messenger RNA, 2084 nt
Organism: Esox lucius (northern pike)
Lineage: Eukaryota; Metazoa; Chordata; Actinopteri; Esociformes; Esocidae
Product: U8 snoRNA-decapping enzyme
Exons: 4
Coding region: 77-670 (197 amino acids)
Biological process (GO): sno(s)RNA catabolic process; mRNA catabolic process
Cellular component (GO): nucleus
Molecular function (GO): snoRNA binding; phosphodiesterase decapping endonuclease activity
Source: RefSeq, a predicted model, not a curated record
UCCUGUAAACAGAGAGCACUUGGAACCCGGGCACUGGUCAGCUAACCACGUUUGUUAAUGUGUUUAUGGCAGCAGCAUGGCUAGCGGAGAGCUGUCCAGAGAGAAGGCGUUGGAGUGUGUCGGGUGCAGACACGCUUGUCAUAUAAUGUUAUAUGCAGAUACAAAAGAUAAACUGUUUAAAAAAAUCCCUAUCAGACACGUCGUACUGAUGCAGAUGCGUUUCGAUGGUCUGUUGGGUUUCCCUGGCGGGCUCGUUGACCCGUCCGUGGAGACCCUGGAGGAGGGCCUGAGCAGGGAACUGUGGGAGGAACUGGGAUUCUCGCUGUCAGUCUCUUUGGAGGAUCAUGUGACUUCCUGUCACACCCCUUCCUCCUUGCCCCAACUGGUCACUCACUUCUACGCCCGAAAAAUGGAAGAACGGGAGAUCAGGGAGGUGGAAAGGGCAGCUGCUACCACAGCAACAGACCAUGGGCAUGAGGUGAUGGGUAUGGUCAGAGUUCCUCUGUACACUCUGAAGGGAGGAGGGGGGCUUUCCUACUUCCUGUCCCACUCCUUCAUUGGUAACUCUCGCGGUCAGCUGGAGGACGCUCUGGUGCGCUUCGGUCUGGUCACGCCGGAGGAGCUACGCGCAGCACUUACACACGCAGGGCAGAAGAGGAGACAACCGUAACACCCUCGGUCGCUAAGCGCCAGCCGUAAGACACCACACUGACGAUCAUGGUGGUCACCCUCACUUCUGUUUUAUCGCUCAAAACACCAUACUUGCUGUAGCUUCCAUGGUAUUAAAUAAACAGAACCUGGCUCUUGCAGUAUUUCUAAUAGCUACUUUGAGUAAAAUAUGCCAACUUACGAUUUCGAAGGGUUAGCUGUGUGUCUGGGGGAGGUGUGGGGGAGUAGCUUUUUAAUUAAAGACAAAAUAAUAUAUACUAUUUAGUGGUUUUAUUAACGCUGCAGGCUAGUCAGCAUCUCUGGAAUAUCCAACAAUGUUUACAAAGUUCAAAAAACAGUAACAAAUGUACUCUAAUAGUGUCAUUCAGUGCAGUCAACGGUGGUACUAAAGUUCAUCGUGUUCAUAAAUAUUGUACUCUUUCAACGUUAUCAGUCCAUCUCGAUCGUGGUCACUCUUCUGGAACACGUCGUUCACCAUUCUCUCAUAGAAGGAGUCUUCACGUGGUUUGCUACCGUCUCUCUCGUACUCCACCUUGAAGUAGAAUCUCACCUGAAAAUAACAACAAUAAUAUUAAAGGCCUCCUCUGAACAAUGUACAAUUCUGUUUUGAGAAGAGACGCAUGCCCCCCCCUCCCAAAACUCGUACCUCCUCCCUGGUGAGAACCUUGUCGUCAUCCAGGUCAAUGUCCCUGAAGGACUCCAGGCUGCGUGGUCCUUUAGACACGGAGUAAACCUCCACCUCAAACACCAACGUGGCGUUGGGUGGAACAGGACCUAGUCCGCCCAAAAGAUAGUUACAGCAAUACUCUCCCUAAAACAACACGCAACAGCCAAACACAAUGACCACGACCUUUGAACCGACACACACAGAACCGCGGCAGCAAACAGCUGUGUUACUACGUCUCCAUCCACCAUGUGAAUAAAUCAGUUUGUUCCUCCAUCACUCUAGUCGUCAUACAUGUUAAUCCAAUGUCACGCCACUGCCAUACCGGGGAAACAUGCCUCUACCCCCCCUACAAAAGGACAAGCCCACAGCAACAACCAUGCAGUACAACUGAAACCCAUUCAACUCACCACUGCUCAACAUUUGAAAGACGCAUGCAAAGCUCUGACAGCUUUCUUUCUGAGGAAAGCAUCGGCUGUAUGCUUGGUGUGAAUGCCACAAAUACCCAGCAUGCUUACAUGCCAAGAGGAAGCGGUGCAGUACAUGGACAGAGGAGGACAUUCUUCAAGAAACUGCUGUGGAAAUAAUACACAGUUAAAUAAGGACUGAGUGCUGUGUGUUAGUUGAAGAUUUAGUCCAUGUACACCAAAGUUUUAUUCAAUUUGACAAUUGUUUAUGUAAAUAUUUGUUUGAAUGUGAUACUUUUAUUUUCAUGCACAUUUAUUCAUUAAAGGAAAACAAUGAGAGACUA